GUUGUGACAUGAGUUGUAUUCUGUUGAUGAUAAUUCGUGAUUAACCACGCGUUUUAAAGUAGACUGUGUGAUGUCUUUCAAAAUCGAUAUUCACAAUCAUAUAUUACCCGAGAGAUGGCCAGAUCUGAAGGAGCGAUAUGGUUAUGGAGGAUGGAUACAACUUCAUCAUCAUUGUGAGGGAAAAGCAAAGAUGAUGAAAGAUGGGAAUCUUUUUCGUGUGAUAGAUGAGAAUUGUUGGUCACCAGAGGCAAGAAUCAGAGAUAUGGAUGCAACAGGUGUUACAGUUCAAGCCCUUUCAACUGUUCCAGUUAUGUUCAGUUAUUGGGCCAAGCCAGAAGAUACUUUAGAUUUAUGUCGUAUAAUGAAUGAUGACCUUGCAAAAACUGUGAAGAAAUAUCCCAAAAGAUUUGCACCAGAUCUUGCAGUACAGGAGCUAACCAGAUGUGUAAAGGAACUUGGUUUUCCUGGAGUGGAAAUUGGUUCUCAUAUAAAUGAUUGGAAUCUUGAUGCCCCAGAGCUGCAGCCAGUAUUUGCUGCUGCAGAGGAGUUGGGUUGUGCAAUUUUUGUUCACCCUUGGGAUAUGGAAUUAAAAGGAAGGAUGUCCAAGUACUGGCUGCCAUGGCUUGUUGGAAUGCCAGGUGAAACUGCUCAAGCAAUCUGCUGUAUGAUAUUUGGUGGAGUUCUAGAAAGACAUCCAAACCUAAAAGUGUGUUUUGCUCAUGGAGGUGGGGCAUUUCCUUUCACCAUUGGUCGUAUUGAACAUGGCUUCAAUGUCAGACCAGAUCUCUGUGCUGUUGAGAAUCCAGUCAACCCAAGGAAGUACAUUGGACAAAUUUUUACAGAUAGUCUUGUUCAUGAUGAGAAAGCUCUCAAAUUUCUAGUUGACAUUAUUGGAGAGGAGAACGUUCUUUUAGGGAGUGACUACCCCUUCCCUCUUGGUGAACAUCACCCAGGCAAACUAAUUGAAGAGGUGUACAAAGACAACACAGAACUCAGGGACAAGCUCUUAGCUGGCAAUGCCUUGAAGUUUUUAGGAUUACAGAGAUCUCAAUUCAAUGACUAAGCUACAGACAGUUAAAAGCUUGUGACUAGUGGGGUACUUGGUCCUGCACUAAAUUUCAGCACAGAUCAAAAACUCAGAAGGGUAGCUUCAGUAGGGAAGAAUAAGUUAAAUACCGUUGGUAUAGGAACAAAA
Messenger RNA from Pocillopora damicornis (cauliflower coral), 1195 nucleotides. RefSeq names its product 2-amino-3-carboxymuconate-6-semialdehyde decarboxylase. NCBI's taxonomy places the organism in Eukaryota, Metazoa, Cnidaria, Anthozoa, Scleractinia, Pocilloporidae. Gene Ontology annotation, biological process: secondary metabolic process. Gene Ontology annotation, cellular component: cytoplasm; cytosol. Gene Ontology annotation, molecular function: carboxy-lyase activity; hydrolase activity. The record is from RefSeq and is a predicted model, not a curated record.